UACACAAUAGUUUCAUAAAAUCUAUGUUAGAAUUGUAAUAUUUUAGAGAAAUGAAAUUGAUUAUUGUAUUUGUGUUUCAAGCUCUGGUUCUCAUAGUUGCAGCGCUAAAAUCCAAUGAAACUGGUCAACAAUUAGAGCCGAAAGGGAAAAACAUGCCUGCAAUCAUGAGACCUAAGAAUGUGCCGAAAGAGAAAAACACAAAGAAUGAGCCUAAACAUUUAGGACCGAAAGAGAAAAGCACUAAGAAGGAGCCUAAACAUUUGGGACCGAAAGAGAAAAACACUAAGAAUGAGCCUAAACAUUUAGGACCGAAAGAUAAAAACACUAAGAAUGAGCCUAAACAUUUAGGACCGAAAGUGAAAAACUCUAAGAAUGAGCCUAAACAUUUAGGACCGAAAAAGAAAAACACUAAGAAGGAGUCUAAACAUUUAGGACCGAAAGAGAAAAACUCUAAGAGUGAGCCUAAACAUUUAGGACCGAAAGAGAAAAACACUAAGAAUGAGCCUAAACAUUUAGGACUGAAAGAGAAAAACACUAAGAAUGGGCCUAAACAUUUAGGACCGAAAAAGAAAAACUUCAAGAAUGAGUCUAAACAAGGAAUGAAAGUGAAAACCCCUAAGAAUGAGCCUAAACAAUUAGGACUGAAAGGGGAAAACCUUAAGAAUGAGCAUAAACUAUUAGGACCGAUAGGAAAAACCCCAAAGAAUGAGUCUAAACAAUUAGGACUAAAAGGGAAAAAUCCUAAAAAUGAGCUUAAACAAUUAGGACCAAAAGGGAAAACCCUAAAGAAUGAGCCUAAACAUGGACUGAAAGUGAAAACCCCUAACAAUGACCCUAAACAAUUAGGACCGAAAGAGAAAAACUCUAAAAAUGAGCAUAAACAAUUAGGAUCGAAAGGGAAAACACCUAAGAAUGAGUCUGACCAAUUAGGACCGAAAGGAAAAAAGAUAACUGCAAUCAUGAGCCCUAAGAAUGAGCCUAAACUGCUGGCAAUUGGAGCAAAAAAGAAGAAAAACAAUUUUUUCCGCAGUAAAUCCGCAGUUUCUCUUACUCCGGAGGAAAAGAUUGUGCAGAGUUUCUGGAAAACAAUUGAAAAAUUGCCUUGUAAAGAGGGGUGCGGAACUUUUCAUGAAGAUUACAAAGAUUCUUUUGAUCAAGUCGUCAAGCUCUUUGCUAGUCUGGAAAAUUCUACAAAAGUUGAAAAUGAUUUAGACACAUUCAUUUCAAUUUUUCAAGAACUUUUAACAAAAAUACUGGAAAAUGAGAAAUUGAAGGUUAACGAAAGACUGGUUAAAGCUGCAUUUCUCAAUGCUAUGUAUAUGAGACCUGACUCUGAGCAUGUAGACAUGGCUGAAAUAUUUCCAGCUCUCAAAACUGUAAAUAUCAAAAAGGGAACUGGAUUCAGAGCCUACCAACAUGGAGAAACACCCUGGGAGAAAUUACCUAAAACCCCAUCUAGAGUAAAAGAUCCCGAAAGCAAAAUGGAUUACUUCAGGGAAGAUGAAAGCUUGCAUACGUUUCAUGACACCUUUCAUCGACAAAACUUUGGGCCUAGUUGGGCCCCCAGGCCUAGACAAAAUGAACAUUUUUUCUACAUGCACCGACUUUUUAUAUACAGAUAUUUCACAGAAAGAGACACAGAGGGACUUCCACCCAUUACACCAUUAAACUUGGAAAACAGACAACAGGAGUUUGAAACAUUUUAUUCAAUAACAAAAGAAACAGAUCCCACAGAUCAACUGCAUAAAUUUAGUAGUAAUAAGCCUACUUGUACUCUAUCUCAGGACACACGUGACAGAAUUGAAGAAUACGAACAAAGUUGUGACAGUAAACUAGUGGAAGCUGGAGACAGCUGUGAAAAAUAUGGAGAUUAUUGUAUGGAUCAUCAUAACUAUGGACAUGAUUUAAUGAGUUAUGAUUGCAAGGGUGGUGACAGAGCAGGACUUCUUCUCGAUAGUGCAGUUUCUGCAAGAGAUCCUAUAUUCUACAGGUGGCACUACACAGUGGACGACAAAUACGAGAAUUUCUUGAGGGCACAGCCCCCAUAUAAGAAGAGUGAAAUUGUUCCCCCCGAAGGAAUCACUUUGCUGAAUGUCGAGCUUCAAUCCAGAUGUAAAAAUCCAAAUCAGGUUGAAACCUAUUGGGAGAUGAAAGAUACCAAAUACCAACUCAAUCAUAUGCCAUUCCAAUUCAAUAUCAGGUUACAGAACAGCAAAAACCUUGUAAAAAAAGUUAUGUUUAGAGUCUACCUUGUCAAAGAAAAAUUUAUAUCUGACAACAAGUACUACUUUGAGCUGGAUAGAUUUGUACACAGUUUAACAGGAAAUCAAGAAGAGAAUAUUGUCAGGUUUGACAAUCAGAGUUCACUAAUCUGGAGGAACAGAGACGAAUGUGGUUGGCCAGACAGCCUGGUUUUGCCAAAAGGUCCACCAAACCGACUGCCUGAAGACUAUAGGGUUGUUGUGUUUGUGAGUGAAGUGACAAAUGAUGCAGUUGAUGAAGGAUCUACUAAUGAGCCUGUCAUGCUAUGUGGACCAAAGCAGGGAACAAUGGACGAAAGACCAAAUGGCUGGCCAUUACAAAGAAAUUGGGAAGGAGUGAGCAUGCUGGAUGUAAUCUUAAACAAAGAUGGUUCUUUUGGAAAAAUAUCUACCAUUGUGCAAAUUCUCAACCGAGGCUUGAAUCCGACUAUUUGUGAGGAUGCAAGUUUCAAAUCACCAGUGGUGACACAAACAACUACUGUUACCCCGGUCCUUUCAUAUAUAUCUGAACCCUCAGUAACACAAACAACUACUGUUACCCCGGUCCUUUCAUAUAUAUCUGAACCCUCAGUAACACAAACAACCACUGUUGCCCCAGUCCUUUCCUACAUACCUGAACCAGCAACUUCAACCGUUCCAACCCUACCAGAGACAGUGACUUUAUCUCCAAUUGGUCCAAGCACUUCUGAAUUAACAUCUGUGCCAGGCGGAUUAAAGUUUUGCAAAGACACUUUCUGCUUUUUAUUAUCAGCUUCGCCAAUAGAUACCUAUCAAGGUGCAAUAGAAUUUUGUAAGCAGCAUAAUAUGUAUGUGAUAAGUCAUUGGAAUUUUUAUAGCAUAAAUUUUCUUCUCCCAGAAAUAACAAAAGCAAGGGAACUGAUGAACUUAAAUGAACUGAUAAUGUGGGAGCAUACUGAAAUGUGGGAGGAUAAUAACAUAGAUUUCAGACUUUGGUGUCCUGAAAUUAUCAUUGCUCAAAGGGGAGGAGAAAUUAGAGGCGACAAUGCUAAUUGUAAACAAUCGGUACACCAUGGAAUUUAUGCACUGUGUGACUCUAGGCAUUCUUCAGAUUUCAAACAAUUUGGAAGAUUAGAAAAGUUGCUAAUGGAUAAAAUGCAAUGAAUAGCUGUCUGAGAAAAUAAAAUUAGUUUAAUCACAA
Messenger RNA from Eurytemora carolleeae, 3420 nucleotides. RefSeq lists its product as uncharacterized. The record is from RefSeq and is a predicted model, not a curated record. Gene Ontology annotation, molecular function: oxidoreductase activity. The transcript is spliced from 35 exons. The coding region runs from base 51 to 3383 and encodes 1110 amino acids. NCBI's taxonomy places the organism in Eukaryota, Metazoa, Arthropoda, Copepoda, Calanoida, Temoridae.